Molecule: messenger RNA, 1782 nt
Organism: Oncorhynchus keta (chum salmon)
Lineage: Eukaryota; Metazoa; Chordata; Actinopteri; Salmoniformes; Salmonidae
Product: transmembrane protein 266-like
Exons: 5
Coding region: 42-1391 (449 amino acids)
Cellular component (GO): plasma membrane
Molecular function (GO): voltage-gated channel activity
Source: RefSeq, a predicted model, not a curated record
AGGUGUUUGACGGGGCAGUCAUCGUGUUGUCCCUGGCCCCUAUGGUAGCCUCCACGGUAGCCAACGGCCCCAGCAGUCCCUGGGACGCCAUCAGCCUCAUCAUCACCCUGCGCAUCUGGAGAGUCAAGAGAAUCAUCGACGCCUAUGUGUUGCAGGUGAAGGUGGAGAUGGAGCUGGAGAUCCUGCAGUGUGAGAAGAUCAAGGCUGUCAGGGAGGAGCAGCUGGAACGACUCACACAGAUCUGCCAGGAGCAGGCAUUUGAGAUCAGACAGCUCCGGGCCCACCUGGCCCAGCAGGACUUGGACCUGGCUGCAGAGCAGGAGGCUGCUAUGCAGAUCCACCAUGUGUGGAGCAAACAGAGGAGCAGCUACCAGGUGGUGGAGAGCCAGGGCCCUGGGGAGUCUGACGAUGAGGGACAUGGAGUCCUCAGGGAGACCUCAGCAGAUCCUGUUGUCCAUCAUGACGACAUGAACAACUAUAUCAGCCAGUACUACAGUGAACAGAGUACUGACAUGGGGGGUCCUCGUGUCAUCACCACGUCAGCCAUCGAUGUCCACCUCCCCACGACCCAUUACCCCGCCCACAACAACCCUCUGCUGGGCGUGGAGCAAAUGAGUAGAGCUGUGAGUGACACUUCCACCAGCGUAUCACUGUCCAGUGGCAGUCUGACGGCCCGCCCCCAUAGCCUGAGCAGCCACACCCUGCGCUCGUCUACUACGGACUGCAGCAGCAACGCCACGGCCAGGGACUACCACACCCAGGCUAGGAACUACAAUGCUCAAACCAAGGCCCGGGGGCCUUAUCUGGACUACAAGUCCCAGAAGCAGACCCAGGACAGGGACUUUAACACCGAGCACUCCAACACCCAGGGCCAGCGCUGCUUCCCCCUGCCCUACUGCAGCCCUCUGGGCCUGGGUCUGACCUCAGCCCAGCCUCCCCUUCCACGGGACCCCAGCGUGGUAGUCCAGGAGCUGCUCUCGUCCCUGCCCUACUGCAGCCAUCUGGGCCUGGGUCUGACCUCAGCCCAGCCUCCCCUUCCACAGGACCCCAGCGUGGUAGUCCAGGAGCUGCUCUCCUCCCUGUCUGAGGAUUCCUGUCUGGCCCAGAAAGGCCUGGUGGACCCAGUUAACCUGAAGCUACCCAGUCCUGCCGGCUCAGCCAAGGCCAGCCCAAAGCUGGAGCACAGUAUCAACAUCUACAACUGGAAGAAUCAGGAGGAGAACCAGUACCAGAGCCAGGGCCAGAGACAGGGCCGAGCCGCAGCCACUGUGCUCCUACAGACUAAGCCUCUCAUCCACCUGCAGGGCGGCACUCCUGAGUCCUCUUUGGAGGAGAAGUAUAGGCUACUGGGCCCUGCUGAUGGUCCACUGGGCCGUCUGCCUGAUACAUAGGGUUGAUUCACACUACUGAGCUGAGCCAAGCCGAACCGAGCUGCAUUGUGCUGGCCUGGUUAUGCAUCCACCAUAGUUGUUUGAACAUUGCUGGAAAGGACAUGUGAAAAGAAUAUGUCAGAGCCAGCACUGGUUGGCUCGGGUCGGCACAACAGUGUGAAAAGGGCAAUAGUUCAUCCCAGAGGACAGAGCAUACAGCUCAAGACAGAACUGACUGACCUGGCUUCUCCAAAUCCCCAUGCUUCAAACAAAGUCAGAGCCUGGUCCAAGAUCAAACCUGGCGUUACAAAGACCAUCUGUUAGCAAGACAGCACAAACAGAUCUGGGGCUAGGCUACCGCUCUCAUGUUAGUCUUCCCUUCUCUGUGGGGCUCCGGACAGAGACAGACAGA